Pristis pectinata (smalltooth sawfish) is the source of this 1687-nucleotide messenger RNA. It is a transcript of the gene camk2n1b, whose product is annotated as calcium/calmodulin-dependent protein kinase II inhibitor 1b. The record is from RefSeq and is a predicted model, not a curated record. Lineage: Eukaryota; Metazoa; Chordata; Chondrichthyes; Rhinopristiformes; Pristidae. The transcript is spliced from 2 exons. Bases 438 to 677 code for a protein of 79 amino acids. Gene Ontology annotation, biological process: negative regulation of protein kinase activity. Gene Ontology annotation, molecular function: protein kinase binding; calcium-dependent protein kinase inhibitor activity.
CCGAGUGAGCAUGUGCGGGAGGGGAGGGGAGGUAACUCCAUCCCCGGAGACCCGGGCAGAGAGAGAGAGAGAGAGAGAGAGAGAGAGGCUGAGAGAUGCAAAGAGCGGACCUCCAGCCCAGCGAGAGGCGGCGAGUGAUGUACUUGCGCUGCGCGCUUCUGGAAUCAGCCCACCGACUGCCCGCUCCGUCUGCAGUCAAUCGACACCGGGUCACCGCCAACCACAGAUAGGCGGCAACAAACCGUAAACCAAUUAAACAAAAAAACAAAACGCCAGGAAGCUACCGGGACGCUGCGAGCGGUCGGGAGUCCUGGAGGAUGUGAGUGGGUAGGAGCGCGCUGAAUGACUGUGCAGAGCGUGUCUGCAUUGCUGCUGUCUACACCUCGCCGGCGCUCUCCAACUGCCUGCCCUCUGCCCCGACAGUCGGAGACAGCGCCAUGUCCCAGGUUAUGCCUUACAGCGAGGAAAAGAUUGCGCACUAUGGCGACGCGGCGGAGGUGGGGCAACCCCCGUUCACCUGCCGCCUCCAGGACACCAGCAAUUUCUUCGGACCCGCUCAGAACAAGAGGGCGCCCAAACUGGGCCAGAUCGGCAGGAGCAAGCGUGUUGUCAUUGAAGAUGACAGAAUUGACGACGUGUUGAAAAAUAUGGCAGAGAAAUCACCUUCUGGCGUUUAAACAAAAAGACUCCGCGAUGCGCUCGACAUGAAACCUUUAAGCAAGUCCCUUGGUUAAUGCAAGCAGUUUGAGACACUUUAAACAAAAAAAGCUGUGAGCCGUGUUACUAAAACAGCUAUUGUAUUUCACGCUUAGACACGAGGAGGGGCGGGGGAAGAGGAUCAGGUAUGAGGUGAGGCUUCCAUUGUCAGGGACCGUUGGUCUCCAACUCUUGUCUCCACGGACAUUGUUUUAACCCCGCGUUAAAGCUUGUCUCUUGCGGACUGGCAGAAGCCAGCGUACAGCCAAGCAUCGGGACGGGAGAAUGUAGCAAGCACAUCACUGUAUUGUACAUCAAUCAAACCUUUGUAUUGUGUUGCUACCUGGCUGUAUCAUGAAUGGAGCACUGUGUUUACAUUCUUUACCUUGCGAAUACUGUAAUUCCGUGCACCUUGGAUGUAAAAUCUUACUUUUAUUCCCCUUUAUUGCAGCGUUGAGGAAUGUUGAAAAAAUAUUUUAUAGGAAUGAAAAAGAAUCACUGUUUCUUUUUCAUUUAAGACUCCGGUGUAGCUUGAUUUUUGCCCCGUUGCUAUAAUGCAGCCUGCUGAAUUUAAAGUGAAAAAGCAUAUUUUAUAUAUUAGGAUUUAUAAACGAUAUCCUACCGUGUGAUCAUAGAGUACCUUUGUUCUCGUGCAGACAUCUACUUUCUAGAAUGUAUGAAACGCCAUCACAACAGUGCCAAAUAUCUCGAGAAUGCCAACAUUUGGCAACCAGUUUCUCUGUGCUCUUGGUGAAUGUACAAAGUAAUGCUACCUGGCUGCCACUUUUUAUGUUAAAAGACUAAUUUCCUUUCUUAUCGGUAAAAUGAUUGCGCUGCAUGAACCUGUGUAAAACGCCUCGUGCGAGGAUUCAGUACUUCACUGUCGAUCUUGUUUGCAACUUUGAAUGAUAGACCUCAAUAUUAUUUUUUCCUUAUUUGAAAUAUAUAAUGUUGCAUCUCUCUCUACAGGGCUAUACUACAAAGUACAAUA